Capsella rubella is the source of this 2260-nucleotide messenger RNA. Its product is annotated as DNA (cytosine-5)-methyltransferase DRM2. The record is from RefSeq and is a predicted model, not a curated record. The transcript has 12 exons. Bases 190 to 2064 code for a protein of 624 amino acids. Gene Ontology annotation, molecular function: DNA (cytosine-5-)-methyltransferase activity; protein binding. Gene Ontology annotation, cellular component: nucleus. NCBI's taxonomy places the organism in Eukaryota, Viridiplantae, Streptophyta, Magnoliopsida, Brassicales, Brassicaceae.
GCUGUUUCGUCAGUAAACGGAACGGCAGAACAGAGCUCUCUCUCACCGGCGGCGACAGUGACAUUGUCGGAGCCGGGAGCUCUUCUGCUAAUCUGUAGCUCAAAAUUGAAAUUGUGGGUGUACUACUACACUUUCGUUCGUUCCUUGAAGCUCAAUUACGUUUAUUGAUCGCAUCAGAUUACUACAACGAUGGCGCAGGAUUCUGCUGGUGAUGACGAUUAUGUGGAUUGGAAUACUGAUGAUGAUUUUGAGAUUGAUAACUUUCAGUCAUCUCCAGUACAUUCCAGGGCCGAAACUUUAGUUGGUGUAGCUGUGACAACUAGUUCUUUGAGCUCUCCUAUUGAGACAACCGACUUAGUUCAGAUGGGAUUCUCAGACGAGAUAUUUGCCACAUUAUUUGACAUGGGAUUUCCCGUUGAGAUGAUUGCUAGAGCAAUCAAAGAAGCUGGACCAAAUGCGGAUACUUCGGUUAUAAUUGAUACUAUCUCCAAGUACUCUAGUGAGAAUGAAGCUGGUUCUUCCAAGUCCAAAACUAUUGAUCACUUCCUUGCGAUGGGAUUUGACGAGGAAAAAGUUAUCAACGCCAUACAUGAACAUGGAGAAGAAAAUAUGGAUCAAAUAGCAAAUACACUCCUCUCAUGUGCAGAACCAAAGAAAUUAACAGAAGUAAAGGAAGAAGAUGACAUUGACUGGUCAGAUGAUGAAAUAAAUUACUCAGAGACAUUACUCUCUGAUGAUGAGAAGGAACCAAACUCAUCCAAUCUAAACAGAAACCAAAUACGGUCUUUGGUGAAGAUGGGUUUCUCAGAGCUAGAAGCUUCUCUAGCUGUGGAGAGAUGUGGAGAGAAUGUGGACAUUGCAGAGCUCACAGACUUCCUUUGUGCUGCUCAGAUGGCUCGAGAAUUUACUGAGUUUCACACUGAACCUGAAGAACAAAGACCUAGACAUGAUGUUAAAAAAAGGCGGCUUGAGUCAAAAAGAGAGCCAAGUUCAUCUGUUGAUGACGAGCCGGUUCGGCUACCAAAUCCAAUGAUAGGAUUUGGGCUUCCAAAUGAGCCAAGAGAGGAAACUCGAAUACUUCCAGAGUUAGCUCGUGGUCCACCUUUUUUUUACUACGAAAAUGUCGCCCUUGCACCUAAAGGGGUUUGGGAGACUAUCUCAAGACAUCUAUAUGAGAUUCCACCAGAAUUUGUGGACUCCAAAUAUUUUUGCGCCGCUGCGAGAAAGAGAGGAUACAUCCACAAUCUCCCUAUCAGCAACAGAUUCCAGCUUCAACCUCCACCAAAAUACACUAUUAAUGAGGCAUUUCCAUUGACCAAAAAAUGGUGGCCAGACUGGGAUAAAAGGACCAAACUGAACUGCAUUUUGACUGUUACCGGCAGUGCCCAGUUAACUAACAGGAUCCGUUCAGCCCUUGAGCCUUAUAGUGGUGAACCAGAACCGCCUAAAAAUGUACAGAGAUUUGUGAUUGACCAGUGUAGAAGAUGGAACCUGGUAUGGGUGGGUAAGAAUAAAGCUGCCCCACUCGAGCCAGAUGAGAUGGAGAAUCUUCUGGGAUUUCCAAGAAAUCAUACAAGAGGUGGUGGAAUGAGUAGAACUGAACGCUACAAAUCUUUGGGAAAUUCUUUUCAGGUUGAUACUGUGGCGUAUCAUCUGUCUGUCCUGAAACCCAUUUUCCCAGAUGGAAUCAAUGUUCUAUCCCUCUUCACGGGUAUUGGAGGUGGAGAAGUGGCGCUUCAUCGUCUCCAAAUCCGAAUGAAGCUUGUUGUGUCUGUUGAGAUCUCAAAAGUCAACAGAAAUAUUUUGAAGGACUUCUGGGAGCAAACUAACCAGACUGGAGUUCUGAUCGAGUUUUCAGACGUCCAAACCUUGACUAACGACACGAUCGAAGAUUUGAUGAAGAAAUAUGGUGGAUUUGAUCUAGUUAUUGGAGGAAGUCCUUGCAACAAUCUGGCAGGCGGUAACAGGGUAAGCCGAGUUGGUCUUGGAGGUGACCAAUCUUCUUUGUUCUUUGAGUACUGCAGGAUUCUGGAAGUGGUACGCGGGAGGAUGAGAAGAUACUGAUCACUCCCUUAAAUGAAGUAGAUAUGACUUAUUGAAAUACUCUGUUUUGUUUUCUUAUGUAAUCUGGCCAUGAAGGUACAUGAUUGAAUGACAUAAAGUCAACCUAACUCUCUUAUGCUUUUUGCACUUUUCACUUCACGACCUUAGCACUGAUGUUCUGGAAUUUAUUCAACCAAAGAAAUAUGUCAUCAUAUAA